AUGUUUGUUGAAUUAGAACCUUUAUUUUUAACAAAUCAAGAAUUGGAGGAAUGUGGAUUUUCUGAAUGGUGUGCUCAGAGAAUUUUGGAGGUUCAUCAAAAAACCUCAAUUUAUUUAAAGAUUUGUAUUUCUGGAAGUGUUGCAGAUAUUAAUAAAAAAAAUAAUUUAUUACUUUGUUUGAACACAAGAUAUGAACAAAUUAAUUUGAAUUGGAUAAAUGAAUGCCUUUUUACUAGUGAAGGAGAGCGACAGUCAAUAAUCAAUUGUGCACAAAAUUCACAAAUUUGGCAAACAUAUAAUUCAAAAUUAAAAAUCCAACAAACCCAACCAUUUCUUGGACCCGAACCAAUAAAAAAUAAUUUAUGGAUAUUAAUUAAUAAUUAUAGUUUAUCUACAAUACAAAAUUAUAUUUAUAUUUUAGAACAAAUGGUUUGUCUUUGGUAUAAUGGGCCUGGACAUAAUAGAGAUAAUUGUGGGAGAUGUGAAUAUGAACCUUCACGUUGUAAAAUUAAUUAA
This is a messenger RNA of Meloidogyne enterolobii, 516 nucleotides long. NCBI's taxonomy places the organism in Eukaryota, Metazoa, Nematoda, Chromadorea, Rhabditida, Meloidogynidae. The record is from the annotation of a GenBank genome assembly.